Messenger RNA from Siniperca chuatsi (mandarin fish), 1917 nucleotides. Its product is annotated as olfactory receptor 6N2-like. Gene Ontology annotation, cellular component: membrane. Gene Ontology annotation, biological process: G protein-coupled receptor signaling pathway. The transcript has a single exon. Lineage: Eukaryota; Metazoa; Chordata; Actinopteri; Centrarchiformes; Sinipercidae. The coding region runs from base 498 to 1424 and encodes 308 amino acids. Gene Ontology annotation, molecular function: G protein-coupled receptor activity; olfactory receptor activity. The record is from RefSeq and is a predicted model, not a curated record.
CUCUGGAGGUAGAAAUACUUGCUGAAACAGACGAGAAAGCACAAAACUACGGGAGAGAGAAGAUGUCAGAUGUCAAGAAACCAGGGUGCUUGACAGAGACACAACGAAGACAAUCUGACACAGAACAAAGGAAGAACACAGACUUCCAGAUCCUCUGGAACAGUCAUAAUUAUCCCCCCUAUUCUCACAGUUCCUUCCUGUGGGUUCAGGCCUCCAGAGUUUGAUGACGCUGUUGACGUGUUAGUAGUUCUUGGUGAGAAGUUUAAUGAGAUCCAUGGAGGGUGACACAAUCUGAUAAAAUCAUUUCACAGACUCAGUUCCAUAUCUGAACUCUGAAGACAAAUGCACACCAAGUGAAUUUCAAUGUCAGGUAACUGUAGAUUAAAUUAUGUGUAGAAAUCUUAUGAGUGAGACCUACUUUCACAAUUUGUGUUCAUGUUUGCCUGUUUUGUCAUUUACCUGUUUAAUUUGGUUACACCUAGUUUUUGACAAUCUUAAUGGAUGCUGAAUUAAAUGUAACAUACAUAACUCUUGGUGGGUAUGUGGAAGUGCAGAAAUACAGAUAUGUUUAUUUUGUCAUCAUGUUUACAGCAUACAUUCUGAUAAUCUGCUGUAAUUCCACCAUUGUGAGCCUUAUUUGGAUUCACCGAAACCUCCAUGAGCCUAUGUACAUUUUCAUUGCAGCUUUGUUACUGAACUCUGUUCUUUACAGCACUGCUAUCUACCCAAAGCUUCUGAUUGACUUUUUGUCAGAAAAACAGAUUAUAUCAUAUUCAGCCUGUGUCUUUCAGGUUUUUAUGUUUUACUUUUUAGGCGGUUCAGAAUUCUUACUGUUGGCAACCAUGGCCUAUGACAGAUAUGUGUCUAUAUGUAAACCUCUGCAAUACCCAACUAUCAUGAGAAAAACCACAGUGAGUAUCUUCCUGUUUUUAGCGUGGCUUCUGCCUGCUAGUCAUAUUGCAGUCCUAGCAAUACUGAGUGCUAAAACUAAACUUUGUAACUUUACUUUAAAAGGAAUAUUUUGUAACAAUGCAAUUUACAGUCUUCAAUGUGUAAGAUCAAGUGUAAUUACUAUCUAUGGUGUGGUUGCUUUUGUAGAUCUCGCUAUUCUCCCUUUGCUCUUCAUAAUUUUUACGUACACAAAGAUACUUAUUAUAUCCUAUCGUAGUUGUAGAGAAGUCAGGAAAAAAGCCGCAGAGACCUGUUUACCCCACCUGUUGGUUUUAAUCAGUUUGUCCUGUUUGAGUGCAUAUGAUAUCUUCAUAGCUCGAGUGGAAUCUAAUUUUCCAAAAACUGCACGCUUAGUAAUGAUGUUACAAAUAAUUUUGUAUCAUCCAUUGUUUAAUCCGCUCAUAUACGGGUUCAAAAUGAAAGAAAUUUCUAAACGCCUUAAAAGGUUGUUCUGUACAGCCAAAAUCAUUUGAUGUAUUGGGAUCAGGGCUCUGGGUGUAUUGACAAUGUUAAAUAUUUAAUUUCAGCAAUAUAAAUUGUAUUAAUGCCUUAACAAUGCUGAAAGUGUGUACAUACAUGUGUUCCAGAAAUGUUUCAUUCUCAUUUUAUUGCACAUUACAGAUUGUAAUUUGCCAACAUGUGUAUUUCAAAGAAAGUUUUUCACAAUAUUUGCUGUUCCCAGCUAUUCUUUGUCUUCCACACAUGCUGACUCAGUAAAAAAAUCCUUAAUUUUCAUUUCAAUCUGUGACUUUAGACCCUGUGUGCUUGGACUAAUAGGAAAAGAAAGACUGUGUAUGUGCAUGAGGGUAUUUAGUGUGUGGCGGUCGGUGCUCUGACAUCUGACUUGAAAAUCAAGGCAGAAGUGGCCUUUUGACAAGACUGAAAUGGCAGAUAUGUUUGCAACAAAACAUUUUUUUAAAUUUACAAUGAGAAAAAUAAAAACAAAAUAAACAAAAUAAAUCAUAA